ACUCACUAUCAUUUGAACCUCAAAAUUGUAUUUGCAAAAAAAUAAAAAGAUGUCAUCACGUUCAACUAAAUCCAAAUUUCCAACAACGAAAAACAUCAUUUCGACCGUAGCAUCCGUUGCAGCCACCGCAAUGGUGGUUCGCAGCUUUGCCCGUGAUUACUUGCCCCCUGAAUUCCAAGACUAUAUUUAUCUCGGCUUUCGCAAAUUCAUCUACAGAUUUUCCACACACUUGACCAUGGUCAUCUACGAAUCCGACGAGUUUCAUGACAACGAAAUCUACAACGCUACGCAACUCUAUAUUGCUGCCAAAAUGUCUUCAGAUAUCCAUCGUGUGAAAAUCAUGAAAAACCGCAACCAGAAAAACAUCUCGGUUACAAUGGAAAUCAACGAGGAGUUCACCGAUGUUUACAACGGAGUCAAAUUCUAUUGGUCGGCCGUAGCUAAGAAAACGCCAACUAGGCAUUAUUAUAAUCACGAUGACUCGAGUAGUUCUUCUCGAUCUGAUGAACGAUUUUUGGAGCUCACGUUUCAUCGUGACCACAAAGACAUGGUGAUUAACGACUACUUGCCGUUUAUUAUGAAAGACGCGGAGAUGAAGAAGCUAGAACAAAAGAAUGUUAAGUUGUUCACGGUCAAUACUACCGUGAGGUACUCGAGGCCUCUUGCAUGGAAGUCCGUGAAUCUAGACCAUCCGGCGACAUUUGAGACUCUGGCUAUGGAUGUCGAUACGAAAGAGAUGGUGAUGAAGGAUUUGGAUAGGUUUUUGGAGAGGAGAGAGCAUUAUAGGAAAGUCGGAAAGGCGUGGAAGAGAGGCUACUUGUUGUACGGUCCGCCUGGGACUGGGAAAUCAAGCUUGAUCGCGGCUAUGGCCAAUUACUUGAACUUUGACAUAUAUGACUUGGAGUUGACUGAUGUCAAGUCUAACUCGGAGUUGCGGACGUUGUUGAUAGCCACCGGUAAUCGAUCUAUUUUGGUAGUGGAGGACAUAGAUUGCUCCGUGGAGUUGCAUGAUCGCGUAGCCGUAGAGGCUGGGCGAGCCAAAGAAAAGGAAAAGAAAAAGGAAGAUAAAAAUGUAACCUUGUCGGGCUUUCUCAAUUUCAUUGAUGGGUUAUGGUCAAGUUGUGGUGACGAAAGAAUCAUCAUAUUCACGACGAAUCACAAGGACAAACUCGACCCUGCACUUAUUCGUCCUGGUCGCAUGGAUGUUCACAUCCAUAUGUCUUAUUGUACCCCUUGUGGAUUCCGUCUUUUGAUCUCCAACUAUCUUGGUAUCACCCAACAUAGUCUUAUUAACCAAAUCGAGGAUAUGCUACUCAAGAUAAAUGUUACCCCGGCUGAAGUGGCAGAGCAACUAUUAAAGCACGAUGACCCGGAUAUCGUUUUGGAUGGACUUAUCAAGUUCUUUGAUGUGAAAAGGAAGGAGAAUGAAGAGGCAGAGGCCAUGGCGGCGAAUAUUAAGGAGGAAGGAGAGUUGACUGCAAUUGAGAAUAAUGGAGAAACUGAACAUUCCGAGACCGAUUAGUCUUAACGAACUAUAAGUCAAAUGUUUUUGUUCAAUUGUUCAUACGCUAUAUAUGAUGUUAUAAAUUAUAUGUAUGCUUAAAAUUGAUAGUUAAGUUGAAUGAGCAAGAUAUUGCGAAGUUAAGAUGUCAAAUUCAACUUUAUGAUCCACCAUAACAACUAUUUUUGA
Molecule: messenger RNA, 1690 nt
Organism: Erigeron canadensis
Lineage: Eukaryota; Viridiplantae; Streptophyta; Magnoliopsida; Asterales; Asteraceae
Product: AAA-ATPase At3g50940-like
Exons: 2
Coding region: 50-1522 (490 amino acids)
Molecular function (GO): ATP binding; ATP hydrolysis activity
Source: RefSeq, a predicted model, not a curated record